Messenger RNA from Porites evermanni, 364 nucleotides. NCBI's taxonomy places the organism in Eukaryota, Metazoa, Cnidaria, Anthozoa, Scleractinia, Poritidae. The record is from the annotation of a GenBank genome assembly.
AUGAAUUCCAAGAAACCUGCUGUAGUCAUCGCAGGAGAUUCAUUGAUUAAAAAUUUUCAAGGCUGGAGGGUCUCUAAAGGUAUGAAUUAAAGUCAAAACGGUGGAUAAAGCUUUUCCUGGAGCCUCCGUUGAAGACAUGUUUUAUUACAUCAAACCUACAAUCAAGCAUCACCCUGAAGAAAUUAUUCUUCACGUGAGAACAAACGAUUUGAAGAACUCGGACUCUAGGAAGGUUGCUGAACGAAUUGUCUAUCUAGGAAAUUUAAUUGAAGCCGAAUCUUCCAACACAAAGGUAACAAUUCCGAACUUAUUACCAAGAACUGAUGACCCCGCUUUGAACUCAAAGGCUAAACAGGUUAAUUAA